UUGGAUGCAAAUGUCAGGGCUUUAUUGCUACUUUCUUAAGUUGGAUGCAGUUCGAGUCCUAAUGUGGACUUGAAAAGGCGCAUCGACAUUCAGAGGCAGCAGCCGUCCCCGGCUGAAGAGGACGAGGAGAAGAAGUCAGAGGGACCAAUUUCUCCGGAAUAUACAGCUGCAUCUAUAUAGUUUUAUUCCCAGUGUGUCAUCUGUGUCGGACGAACUCAGCUUUAAUGCGUCGCACAUUUUCUGACUUGCGCAUCCUUACGUGUAGGGAGUUGCAGCGUUCCUGUGGCGGAUCAUAAAAAUGUUUAAAAGAUGAGAAGAGAAGAGUUGCAUGGGGGCAUCCUGUAGGAGGAGUUCUAUGUAACCAAACAUGUAACGGAUUUCUCCUUAUAAAAAAGGAAACUGCGCAGCGACUGUUUAAUGAUCAGCUUUAUUCACCUACUCUCAUGUGGAGAUCACCGUGUCAUCGUGCAGAAAUCUGAAGUUGCGAGUGAUUAUCCGUUGAAGGCUGCUGCUUCAACGUCGUACAUCUUUGCGAGGACUCGCAAGCAACACAACAACGCGGCCCGUACGUGCCUUCCAGCCCUUGCCGAGCUUCAUGGGUUGACCCAGAAGAACUUCAACACACCUCCUCUUCACUGCACAACCCUGCGACACCCCCCUCGCCCCCCCCCCUCCCAGGUUUACUCCCUUUGCUCGCGCCACCGGCAGCACAAUGACUUCCUGUGCCUCCGACUUGUUCAGAUGUGCAAUCACAGCAUCACACUCCGCUACCCAGACUUCUAGAGACGAGUAACAGUCUAGGAAGACACAGAGAGGGGAGGGACAGACACACAGACACAGGCAGCGGGAGAGAAGUGCAGCGGGAGAAGUCGAGGGAUCAGUAUCAGCAGCAGAGGGAUCCACCUGUCCCGCAAGAGGAAGGGGAACCCCCCCACCUGUUCCAUCUGGUUGCCGGGGGGGGAACUUGCAUUGCCUGGAAGGCAGCAGGGACUAUGCAGCUGGGAUUGGUGGCGCUGACAAUGAUCUUUCUCAGCUCCAUGGGUCACAGCGACGUUCUCAAACUCUCCAAGGCGAGAAGGCAGAGACGGGUUAGUACUGAGGGGCCACCAUCUUGCCCCAAAGGCUGUGACCGAUGCUCUGAGUACAACGGCUGCAUUAAAUGUAAACCCAAGCUCUUCAUCUUCCUGGAGCGCAAUGACAUCCGUCAGAUUGGGGUGUGUCUUGCCUCCUGUCCUAUGGGGUACUUCGGCAUGAGGAACCCUGAAGGCAAUAACCGAUGCACCCAAUGUAAAAUAGACAAUUGUGAAGCAUGUUUCAAUCGCAAUUUUUGCACAAAAUGCAAGGAGGGCCUGUAUUCACACAGUGGACGAUGUUAUGUCAGCUGCCCCCCAGGUCAACUCACUGCCAACGAGACCAUGGAGUGUGUCGGUCAGCGUGCUUCGGAGUGUGAACUGGGAGAGUGGAGCCCGUGGAGUUCCUGUAUGAAGAAGAACAAAACCUGUGGAUUUAAGAAAGGCUCCCAGUCCCGGGUCCGUGUACCCGUUCCACAGACCCCGGGGCCGGACCCUUCCUCUGCAUUUACACCCACACAGUCCUGCGCUCCAGAGACCGAGAGGAGGAAGUGCUCUGUGCCAAAGACGCCGUGUGCGAAAGACAAAAAGAAUAAAGGAGACAGACAGGAUGACACGAACCGGAGCGAGAAUACUCGCGGGCGAGGACGAGAAGGCAAAGAUGGUAGUAGAGGAGGGGGAGGAGGAGGAGGAGGCGGUGGAGGAGGAGGAGGUGGAAGUGGAGGUGGUGGAGGGAAGCGGAGAAGAGGCCAGACUAGAACCACCACUGCUGCCAGCCUCACAACCAGCUCCGUCACCUAAACUCCAGGACCUGCUGGCCGAGGCGUAUAGAGAGAAAAAAAAAAAUGACUGAGGCAACGCCUCGCCAGCGACACCAGCCACAAUGAUCGUUGUUGUAGGAAUGGAUUACUGCUGCUACUGCUGCACUGUAGAAGAUGCAAAGAGAACUGGAGAACUGCUGCAACAUAAAAGGUUUUCUGAACACAUCUGGAGGAGACUUGUGUCUUGGUGUUCCUUUUAAGAACUCGCUACUUUCGUAUUGACGUCACUGCUGGAUAGCAACGCUGCAUUGAAUGACUGGUUGGAUUCGGUUUGUGUCGUGAACUGAUAACUAUGUCAAUCUUGAACUCUUGAUCCCCCAAUUUCAAAAAGCAGCCUUCUGGCUGGAAGGUUGAGCUCGAAUGAAAGAUUUCUGAAAUCUCUGAGACUUAUUAUUUGUUUAGUUCUCUGAUUUUAAUCACAGUCUGCAUUUCAUUUGUUUUCGUGUUGUAUGAGGUGACCCUUCCUCAGCAGUCGUGGUACGUGAUGUAAACCCAAUGAACAGUAUUAGAUUUUGGUACCUUUAUUACUCAUCGUGAGAUGAGACAACAACGAAGGCACUGGAAAUGAUUUGGGCUUGUUUAAUAUUAAAGGUCUUGAGUGCAUCAUUUGGAGGAGGGAAUCUGUUAUAAAAACAAGCUUAAGAAGGAUCCAGAGAGGGAUUACUGGGAGCACAACGCAUAAUCUUCUCUGAUUGUUAACAAAAACUUGCCAUUUCAUCUCUUUGUGUUGGAUUUGAAUGAAAAGUGGAUGUUUGUAUAUGAAAAAGUAUCUGCACAGAAAUGGGUACUUGUGUAAGUAUGUGUGUGUUUGUCUCUUACCUGGAUUUUGAGUGUUUGUGAACUCUAUAUGCAUUUCUGCACAGAUUCAAGUUGUUGACACAACUGUGUUGUUUGUACAUGUAUGUUGACAUUUGCACAUACAGUAUGUGUUAAUACUGAUCUCAAAGACUGAAGGAACAAAGUCUGGGAAGUAAGAGGAAGGACAUGUAAACGCACAGUGAUAUAUUGAAUAUACAAACCACCAAUUGCUACAUAAGCCAUCUAAUCAUCAGCUUUUUAGUAAUCAGCAUGUUUGCAACAGGGUCUGAAGAUUUUUUGCACAAUUAUUAUGUUUCGUACUGCUCAUAUUUCAGAACAAUAGUAGCAUUUUACUAGUGUUUAUUCCAAAAGCCAGGCUUACGAUGUCGCCGAUACAGCGAAAAGGUUUUUCUUCUGUAACGGAAAGUUUUCCAUGGAUCUGUUUUUCAAAUAGGACAUCAGCUUCGUGAGAGGUUCCACGCAACAUUAUUCAUUUUUUCAUACUAUGGAUUGUGAUAUUAAAAAUGUCAAGAAGUGUUUAUCAGUAUUAGUAU
Cololabis saira (Pacific saury) is the source of this 3243-nucleotide messenger RNA. RefSeq names its product R-spondin 1 (gene rspo1). Bases 993 to 1871 code for a protein of 292 amino acids. The record is from RefSeq and is a predicted model, not a curated record. Lineage: Eukaryota; Metazoa; Chordata; Actinopteri; Beloniformes; Belonidae. The transcript has 6 exons.